Salvelinus fontinalis (brook trout) is the source of this 1126-nucleotide messenger RNA. RefSeq names its product ADP-ribosylhydrolase ARH1-like. Gene Ontology annotation, biological process: protein de-ADP-ribosylation. The record is from RefSeq and is a predicted model, not a curated record. Gene Ontology annotation, molecular function: magnesium ion binding; ADP-ribosylarginine-[protein] hydrolase activity. Lineage: Eukaryota; Metazoa; Chordata; Actinopteri; Salmoniformes; Salmonidae.
GGGACUACUUUGGAAUUCAGUGGAAAUCCUAUUUAGAAAAGAGAGGCAUUCUGGAUGGAAAGAGCAAACCUCAGUUUCCAGAGUCCUACGGCGUGAAGGAGAGGGAGCGUUUCUAUGGGACGGUGAGCUUCGAUGGUAUGGGUGGCGCCAGUGGGCAUGAUGCUCCCAUGAUAGCUUACGAUGCCCUCCUGAAAGCAGGUGACUCCUGGGUUGAGCUGGCCAAUCAUGGCUUCUUCCAUGGUGGGGACAGCGACUCCACGGCCGUGAUCGCUGCUGCCUGGUGGGGCGCACUGUUCGGGUUCAGAGGGGUGCCAGAGAUCAACUACCAGAGGCUUGAGUACCGUGACAGGCUAUCCAAACUAGGGCAACGACUAUACGAGCUCAGGGGAAAACCUCUUGGAACUGAGAAACAGUGAUGUAAAUUAAUCCAAUAGAUGGUUAAAGGUGAAAUUCAUUACAUAUCCUGCAGAUGAUCAGUCAUUUCUCCUUUUUUGACACUAAUUUUGCAUCCUUUGGUUUUUUUAUUACAUUUUUUAAGAAUAUGACAGGAUCUGGAAAGAUUUAUAGAGGACUUAUGAUCUCAAACUGCAGUCUACCUACUGACUAGGAGAUGGAGCCAGAAUGUUCUGUAUAAUAACAAACAUUUUCUUUUAUGGCAACGAAAAAUGUUUAAUUACCUGCCUAUAAUCAAUCCUUCACUAACAUACAUUACUGCUACGGUUGUUGUGCUAUUUUUGUAGCACAUUAGCUAUGGCAGAGUGUAAAAACGGAUUGCUUUACUUCAGAUUAGAUUGAGGUUAUUGUGUAUAUCUUCAAAAUGAAGACUACAAGUACGGUGGUGACCAGAGGGUGGCAGUGUAACUUAACAAAUCACUCUUGAAACUCCCUCCUCUCUCUCUUUCUCUCUCCAUCUCUCUCUCUCAAUUCAAUUUCAAUAUAAGGUCUUUAUUGGCAUGGAAAACAUAUGUUUACAUUGCCAAAGCAAUGGAUAAUAAACAAAAGUGAAAUAAACAGUAAAAUAACAUUACACUCACAAAAGUUCAGAUAUCAUAUGUCUAUAUACAGUGUUGCAACGAUGUGCAAAUGGUUCAAGUACAAAAGGGAAAUAAAUAGAUCAAAUUUACAA